Molecule: messenger RNA, 2322 nt
Organism: Arachis stenosperma
Lineage: Eukaryota; Viridiplantae; Streptophyta; Magnoliopsida; Fabales; Fabaceae
Product: BEL1-like homeodomain protein 7
Exons: 5
Coding region: 382-2004 (540 amino acids)
Biological process (GO): regulation of transcription by RNA polymerase II
Molecular function (GO): DNA-binding transcription factor activity, RNA polymerase II-specific; RNA polymerase II cis-regulatory region sequence-specific DNA binding
Source: RefSeq, a predicted model, not a curated record
GAGAGAGGGUAGUUGGUGUUAACAUCCGCAAGCAAUCAAGGAAGCAAACAAGUCAUGGGUGCGGUGUUAUUUUUUUAAUGAUUUAAAAAUGAAAAUAUAAUAAUGAUAUGUUUGGAUUGGUUGGUGCCGUUGUUCCAAUGAAAAGGAAGUAGUUGUGGCUCUUCGUUUCAAGUAUCUCUCUUGGGAUUGCCAUAUGUCUGCCCUUCCUCACACUAAGGUUUUUUGUUUUUGUUUUAAUUUUGUCUCCUCCAUUUCUUGUUUCUCCACAUCUCUUUACUGGUUAGUUUUCCGUUUUUCACUCUUAUUACUCCCUAGCUUAGCUUCCUUGCACUGAGUACCCACCACUUUCUUUCAGUUGAGCAGUUCUCGAAAUCUAUAGAAAUGUAUCCCAACCAAGCAUUCUCUUCAGGAUCCUAUGCUGAGAUGUUGUCUGGGAAUCCUUUAUUGUCUCAUAACUACAACAAUAAUGGAUCCGUUGGAGCACCAAACAUGGUUGAUCCAGCAUGUAAUUCUUUUGUAGGAGGUGAACAAAAUGUACAUGGCCAAGGGUUAUCUCUUAGUCUAGGUACAUCUGUUCCUUCCUUUCAAUACCAGUAUGAUGGAACUACUGCUGCUGCUGAAUGCAUGGUAUCUUUAUCUUCUGGAGGCUUUCAUGAAAGUGCCAAAAGAGAGGGUUUGUACAAUUCCAAUAACUCUGAUCCAUGCAUUCAAGGAUCAUUCUCAAACGGUGUAUUGAACUCACACUAUCUUAAGGCAGCACAGGAGUUACUUGAUGAAAUAGUUGGUGUCCGAAAGGCUUUGUUGAAGCAACCUGGAAUGGAGAAACAAGAAAAGUUCAAUAAUGGCAUUGAUGGUGGCUCCAAGGAUUCUGAUGGAAAAUGUAACAGUCAAUCUCUGCAAAAUAAUGUCAAACCUCCUAAUGAAUUAUCAGCUGAAGAACGCCAGAGUUUAUUGGAAAAGAAGACAAAGCUUCUGACCUUGUUGGAUGAGGUGGAUAAGAAAUACAGACAGUACUGUCAUCAGAUGCAGAUUGUGGUGUCAUCUUUCGACAUGGUUGCCGGAUGUGGAGCUGCUGAACCUUACACAUGGCUUGCAUUGCGCACCAUAUCUCGCCAUUUUCGGAGCUUGCGUGAUGCAAUCAGUGGACAAAUUCAAGUGAUACAGAGGUGCCUUGGGGAACAAGAAGGGAUUCCACGUCUUCGUUAUGUUGAUCAACAGCUUAGACAGCAAAAGGCACUUCAGCAACUUGGUGUAAUGAGACAAGCUUGGAGGCCUCAGAGGGGUCUCCCCGAAACCUCUGUCUCAAUACUUCGCGCUUGGCUUUUCGAGCAUUUUCUUCACCCGUAUCCCAAGGAUUCAGAGAAAAUCAUGCUGGCAAGACAGACAGGCCUGACCAGAAACCAGGUGGCAAAUUGGUUCAUCAAUGCACGGGUGCGGCUAUGGAAGCCGAUGGUUGAAGAAAUGUAUAAAGAAGAGUUUGGUGAUUCUGAUAACAUAAGCUGCAAUAUUCCAUCCGAAGGCAUUGUGAAACGUAAAAGAGAUGAUGCUGAAGCCUCUGAUAACAAAGGGGAAGAUGAUUCACAAGACAAUUUAGUAACCAUUGCUGAUAGUGUCCAACAAGAAGGGCAUUUUCAUAAACAUACAUCAUGUUCCGUGGAUGAGAACAACAAUAAUGGGGUUUAUAGUUGUGGAAGCAUAAUGGGUUGUAGCACUAGUCCUGCUGCAUAUGAUUUUGCAGAGUUGGGUAACUUUACAUCUACCAUGGGUGGCCACGUUUCUCUUGCAUUGGAAUUGAGGAACUGUGAAAGGGAUGGGUUUGGUGGCAUGUCUGAUAAUGAUGGCAUCCACAAGAAAAGACGUAAUCAUAAUCAGGGUUUGGCUUCUUCUUCUUCUUCUUCCUCCCCAGAGACUGAUCACCUGCUAGAUUAUCAUUUCACAGAUUCAGGAAAGCAACAACACAGGUUCAGCAGCAACCCUCAUCUUCUGCAUGAGUUUGUUGUCUGAAAAUCUGAAAUAUCUACCAAAAGGGAAAUUGAAAUAUCUUUUUGGAUCUCUCUGGAAUGGUGUACCACCAAAGAGAAAAGCUUAUGCAUGAUGCAUGCUACUUUGAUCAUUCUUCUUGUCCAUUAUUGUUCAUAAAAGAAGUGAUGUAAUAUUACUAAACCGUACAAAAAAUAUAUACAGGUAGGUAAUGUGUAGAUAUAUUUCUCACUUUGUAAUACUUCAGAUGAUUGGUUGUAUGUAAAAUUUUGUAAGGAAAAGGGAACACAUGUUGUUGCAUCCAUUCGUAUAUAAUGUCGAAAAAUAAGGAAUCUUGUAAGA